Molecule: messenger RNA, 1628 nt
Organism: Ceutorhynchus assimilis (cabbage seed weevil)
Lineage: Eukaryota; Metazoa; Arthropoda; Insecta; Coleoptera; Curculionidae
Source: the annotation of a GenBank genome assembly
GAUUGAGUGCAAGUUUUAUAAUGGAAGGUGCCGGACCGUUUGACGAUCAGAGUUUUAGCGAUUACAAUAAUCAACCUUUGCCCAGUUUAAGUUCGACUUUGUUGAGUAAAAAUAAUGAUGUACAUUCCAUACAGGUCAUGUUGGGUUUGCAACAACACCAGCACGAAAUGUUCGCAGGCAUGGGUUCGCCGUUGGACUACGAAAAAUCGUCGCCUCAAAAACUCGACGGUUCUCCCAUGCACCAUCAAGAUCUAUCGAUGGCGUUCCAAGGAGCGAUGGACACCAUCGGCAGUACCAACGGUGUGCACCAGCAACGGAAAAAAGAGGACGUGGUACUGCUCCAAUCCCAAACGCUCAAUUCCACGGAGAUUGCCAACGCUUCUUCGACGACCAGCAAAAAAAGCGUGAAAAAGAAAAAUGAUAAUAAUGGAGUAAAAAAGAAGAAGACAAGAACCACCUUUACUGCUUAUCAACUGGAAGAAUUAGAAAGAGCAUUCGAACGCGCCCCCUAUCCAGACGUAUUCGCUCGCGAAGAACUCGCUCUAAAACUCAUCCUAAGCGAGUCCAGAGUGCAAGUAUGGUUCCAAAACAGACGCGCCAAGUGGCGUAAACGCGAACCUCCAAGAAAAACCGGCUACAUCAGUUCCUCUACACCAACCUCUACAAUCAACCCCAACUUCAAUCAAUCCAUACCGUUCACUCAACCUCAACCAGCAGCUCCUGUGGACUCGUGGAGCUACGGACAAUCGACUUACGAACUGGGAGGGCACUUGAAUUUACUCAACUCCACGCCUGGAUCGUAUUCCAGUUUCGGAUCUCCCGCUUCGUAUACGACUUUCGGCUCCGGCCAGAAUUCGUAUUCUUACAUGCUUAACUCUCACGAUACUCAAUUGUUUAGGACUCACGAGUACUCGACUCCGCCAGUGAAUCAAAGUCCACCGUUGGGCAGGGAGUAUUCGAUGUUGCAAACGCAUUCGCCCACUGGGGACGAAAAUUCGAUAGGAGUGAAGAUUGAGUAUGUGGAUCCGAGUUUGAGUCAAUCGCCCGAACGGUACGGAGGUUCUCCCAAGUACGAUCAAAGUUACGAAAAGGACUUGAAACCGGAUGGUAACGGGAAUCAGACUUAUGUUACUCUGCCCCCUUUUCUGAAUUAGCACGAAUUGUUAAUAGGUGUUAUUUAAGAGAAAAUUUAUAUUAGUUUAUUUGUUUUUUAUAGAUGUUUAAGCUUAAUUCGUGUUUUAUAAUACCUAUGUAUUUAUUGUCUGCUUAUUUUUUUGUAUAGUGUAAUGUUCUAGGCCGGGCAAAUAUCAAAAAAAUUAAUUUUUUUUUAUAUAUAAUCAGAAAAUAAAAAAAUUGAAUUGAGACUGUAUUAUAAAUAUGUAUAUUUAGUUGUGUAUAUUUUUAUAUUACCGAAUCUGAUGGUGCCAUAUUUGUACAUAAAAUAAUUCGUUUUUAGGAUUUUUAAUGAUUAUUACUAUUGAAUAUAUUAUAGUGAUUUUAUAAAGUACCUAAUUCUAAAUUACAUUUCCCUAUCUUUGAAAUUGCAUAUCUGAAUUACAAUUUAUGUUUCCUGAAAUUAAAUUUUCCCAUUUCCGAAAUACAUAUUCCUAUUCUGAAUUACAAAUUCC